AUGUUACUUGUUCUUACUGGAAUUGUUCUCAUAUUAGUUUCAUACAAGGGCUCAACAAUCAAUGAUCAACAAUGCACACGAAUGUAUUACAGAGCUGCCACUAAUAAAUACAACAGCACGUAUCCACUUACAUCCCCAGUGUAUUCACUAAAUGGGGAUAUAUCAUUUAGGAUUGCCAUCAUAUCCGACUUGGACACCAGCUCAAAACAAUCGGAUGGUUCUUGGGUUAGUCACAUGAGGAAAGGUUGGCUGACUAUUAACAAGGAACAUUCAAAAGUUGAUGUGAAAUUGGAUGAACAAGACUUACUGCUACAUUCCGAUUUGAGUUUGAAGGGUCGAGCCAUGGAACUUUCCGACCUGGUUGUGUUCAAUGGCAAACUCUACACAUGUGAUGAUAGGACGGGUAUGGUUUUUGAAAUCACUCAGGACAACAGGGUUGUACCUUUUGCAGUUCUAAAUGAUGGGAAUGGUCAUCUUAGCAAAGGUUUCAAAUGUGAGUGGAUGACGGUUAAAGAUGAGAUUAUGUGGGUUGGUGGAUUGGGAAAGGAGUGGACAUCAACAAAGGGUGUUGUUGAGAAUUUGAAUCCACAGUGGACCAAAAGUGUGGGCUACCUGGGGGAUGUGCAACACCACAACUGGGUUGAUGUCUACAAUAAGUUGAGAAAGUUUGGUGGAUUUGAACUGCCUGGCUACCUGAUCCAUGAGGCCGUCAGCUGGAGUGCCGUCUACAAUCAGUGGUUCUUCCUGCCAAGGAGAGCCAGCAGGGAAGUCUACACAGAGGAGGACGAUGAGCAGAGGGCCACAAAUAUUCUGUUCAGGUCAGAUGAGGACUUCUAUUCUAUUGAAAUGUCACACCUCGGACCUCAACACAACACAAGAGGAUUUUCAUCUUUCAAAUUUGUCCCUGGUACCAAAGAUUCUGUAAUCAUUGCACUGAAAUCCGAAGAAGAUAAGGGCAAGAUUGCUUCAUAUAUUGUGGCCUAUAGAAUUGAUGGCACUAAUUUGAUGAAAGAAUUUAAAAUAGGUGAAUUAAAAUAUGAAGGGAUUGAAUUCAUCUAG
Molecule: messenger RNA, 1059 nt
Organism: Helobdella robusta
Lineage: Eukaryota; Metazoa; Annelida; Clitellata; Rhynchobdellida; Glossiphoniidae
Exons: 3
Coding region: 1-1059 (352 amino acids)
Biological process (GO): proteoglycan biosynthetic process
Molecular function (GO): UDP phosphatase activity; GDP phosphatase activity; calcium ion binding
Source: RefSeq, a predicted model, not a curated record